UCCGACUGCCCUCACGUCAGAGAGAGGGAAGACAGAGGAGGACGUCAGAGCAGGAGCAACAGAGACCAUCCAGGAAGACCCACUCGGCCAUGUCUCUGCGGCUGCCUUUCCGAAGCAGAUGGAAGCUGGGGCGGAAGAACUCGUUGGGGGGCUCCUCGCAGCUCCCCAGGCAGGACUAUGAGGCCCUGAGGGAAAGGUGCCUGAUGGAAGACCGCCUCUUUGAAGAUGACAGCUUUCCAGCCAGCCUGUGCUCAGUGGGCAGCGGGCCCCUGCUGCGGAAGCUGCCGCCCGGCCUGCAGUGGAGAAGGCCUCCGGAGCUACACAGCAAUCCCCAGUUCUAUUCUGCCAACGCCAAAAGGCUGGACCUGUGCCAGGGAGUGGUAGGUGACUGCUGGUUCUUGGCUGCUUUGCAAGCCCUGACUUUGCACCAGGACAUCCUGAGCCGUGUUGUCCCCCUGAAUCAGAAUUUCACUGAGAAAUAUGCCGGCAUUUUCCAGUUCUGGUUCUGGCACUUUGGGAAGUGGGUGCCUGUGGUGAUAGAUGACCGACUUCCUGUGAAUGCAGCUGGCCAGCUGGUGUUUGUCUCUUCCACCUACAAAAACUUGUUCUGGGGAGCUCUUCUGGAAAAGGCCUAUGCUAAGCUCUCUGGUUCCUACGAAGACUUGCAGUGUGGACAGGUGUCUGAAGCAUUCGUGGACUUCACCGGAGGGGUGACGAUGACCAUCAAUCCGGGAGAAGCCCCCGGCAACCUGUGGGAUAUCCUAACCCGAGCCGCCUACAGCAGAACCCUCAUUGGCUGCCAGACCCACUCAGGGAAGGAGAGGGUGCUGGAGAACGGGCUGGUGGGCGGCCAUGCUUAUACCCUCACAGGAAUCAGGAAGGUGACCUGCAAACAUGGACCAGAAUAUCUCGUCAAACUGCGGAACCCCUGGGGCAAAGUGGAAUGGAAAGGAGACUGGAGUGACAGCUCAAGUACGUGGGAGCUACUGAGCCCCAAGGAGAAGAUUCUACUGCUGAGAAAAAGUGAUGAUGGAGAAUUCUGGAUGACACUGAGGGACUUUAAAGCACAUUUCAUGCUUCUGGUCAUCUGUAAACUGACCCCAGGCCUGCUGAGUCAGGAGGUGGGCCAGAAGUGGGCAUGCACCAUGCGGGAGGGGAAAUGGGAGAAGGGGAGCACGGCUGGUGGCCGGAUGAAGUCGCCCCGAGACACAUUCUGGAAGAACCCGCAGUUUCUGCUGUCGGUCUGGAACCCUCAGGAGGGCAGGAGGUUCCUGAUGCCCUGCAGCGUGCUGGUGUCCCUGCUCCAGAAGCCCAGGCACAGGCACCGUAACCGGAAGCCUCACCACGCCAUUGGCUUCUCCCUCUUCAGGCUGAGCAAGUACUAUGGUGACCAGAGGAGACUGCCUCCUGAGUUCUUCUGGAAAAAUGCCCCACUAAGUUGGCCUGAAGCAUUUCUCACAGAGAAAGAAGUGAGUCAGGAGCUGCAGCUGGAGCCAGGGACAUACCUCAUCGUGCCCUGUACCUCAGAGGCUGGCCAGGAGUCGGAGUUUCUCCUGAGAGUCUUCUCCAGGAAGCACAUCUUCCAUGAAAUUGGCUGCAGCGCCAGCGCUGUCUUCUCUAAGGAAAUAGUGGACCAAAAUGAAGGGCAGGAUGAGUUCUUCACGAAACUCUUCGAGAAGUAUCCAGAAAUAAAUGCAGUGCAGCUGCAGAAGAUCCUGAACCACAUGACCUGGUCAAGUCUGGGAAGUGCCCAGCCUCUCUUCAGCCUGGACGCCUGCCAGGGGAUCCUGGCCCUGCUGGAUCUUAAUGCAUCUGGUACCGUGAGCAUCCAGGAGUUCAGGGACCUGUGGAAGCAGCUGAUGCUUUAUCAGGAGGUUUUCCACAAGCACGACGGUAACCAGUCGGGAUACCUGAACAGGAUUCAGCUGCGGGCCGCCAUGAAGGACGCAGGAAUCAUGCUCAGUGAUGAUGUGUGCUACCUGAUGCUUAUUCGGUACGGCGGCCCCAACCUCCAGAUAGACUUUGUCGGCUUUGUCCACUUGAUGCUGCGUGUGGAGAACAUGGAAGAUGCCUUCCAGAACUUAACCCAAGAUGGCAAGGGGAUAUACCUUCAGAAGCCAGAGUGGCUGAUGAUGACUCUGUACUCCUGAGGAGGCUGGAGCCCUGUCUGCCUUCACCGAGGACUCUGCAUAUGGUUCAAAGGUAGCCUUCGGCUGAGAUCAGUUCACACUCAACCCAUUUAUCAUUCUUCAGGACCAUGUCUCCAGUCAUCAUCUUCUCAGCUGAGAUGAUUUCUUUUCUGCAGAUCCCCUUUGGAUAGACAGUGUGCAAAAAGAGAAAGGAGUUAGGAAAGAUUGCCUUGGACUUAUAAAGACCAACUGUCAUUCUCAGGCCACAACCUUUUCACAAGCAGAUAUGUGACCUAAUGUGACCUAAGCAAUCAGACUCCAGAAUUGGUGUCUCAACCUUUAACAAUACUGCCUCCAUUGCUGUCCAAUUUAAAUGACCUUAGCCGAAUGUUAUCCCAUUUGGGGUAAUAGUCUAGGUUUCAAGAUCUGAAGAGGGAUUAAUAUGUCCUUAAACAACUGUACCAGCUUCUAGAAAUUGGUGGAAGCAUAGGCUAAAUUUCAACUGCGUGGAGGUGGGUGGGGCUAUAUUGAGCUUUCAAGAACACAGAAAAUGAGAGGCUUGGCAGAGUCCAGGUGGAUUGGGCUGGCUCUGGCAUUUGAGGUCACAGGAUGGUCUUCUGCUACACUAUCUCCAGAUGGUUGAAAUUGGGGUGGGAACCAGUGUAUUUAAAACACCUGAAUUCACCUAAAUAUAUGCUUCCUGCAUAUAAUAGGUGCCCGUCUGUUUACUUGACCUAUGGACUAUCAGAUCCAUUUCAAAUCAGUCCCCAAAGCCUCUGUGUGCCUACUUUAAAGAGGAACAACAAAUCAAUGCUGUAUCGUAGAGCUAAGCAGUGGAUGGUUCAUAUCUCUGAUUUUUUUUAAAAGAUUUAUUUGACAGAGAGACAGCCAGCGAGAGAGGGAACACAAGCAGGGGGAGUGGGAGAGGAAGAAGCAGGCUCCCAGCGGAGGAGCUGGAUGCGGGGCUCGAUCCCAUAACGCCGGGAUCACGCCCUGAGCCGAAGGCAGACGCUUAAUGACUGCGCUACCCAGGAGCCCCAUAUCUCUGAUUUUUUGAACUACCAUGCUGCCUCACUUUCACAGCCUCCCUCCCAACCCAGAACCUGGAGGAAAACCAGAAUAAAGGCCAUCUCCCAAAGUUCAUACAUUUUACUCACAGGUUAGCAACUCAGAGCCAUUUGUUAAAAUUCUUAAUUUCCAAACUGUUCUAAUAGAUGUGACUGUCUGAUCUCCAAGCACAUAAAAGACUAAAGGAGGAAAAUGAAUGAUGGGAUAAAAGGGUGUCCAUUGGCAGAACAAAAGGAAACUUGAUAGUCGGAUAAAUGGGCUCUGAAGAAGGAGCAAAUACUUUCUAAGCAUGGCUUAAGGAAGUAGAAAAGUAUUUCACUUAGAAAAAACUGUAUUGAUUCUAAGUGAUGAAGUGUAAAAUGGUUUUCCAUAAAGUUCCAGGGACAUGAGGUAUUACUGCUUUUAUAAAUGAUGAUCAUGUAUUAUAGCCAAGAUUUUUAUGUCUAUUUGUCAGUAUCUCUGUCUUUAGGUUUUGCCAUUGUAAAUAUUUGUUUUAAUUAAAAGGCAAUUUGGAAGAUUUUUGGGGUUGAGAAGGUGAUACCAUCAUCCUGUUCAUGACACUUGGACUACAGUGUAAUAGUUUUGCUUGGUGCCGAUGGCAUUUAUAUUGAAGUUAAUUAAGUCUGAUAGAACCUCCCUUCUAUCUUCUCAGUGGUCUGACCUGCCCUCCUAUGUCACUCAUGUGUAACCCUCACUCGCCUGAGUCUGUCACUGUGGUAACUCAGAUGCCUCACGCUGUGCUGACCUCCUCCCCCAUUCCUUCCAAUGCCCCCCAAAGCUGAGUACUGGAGACCAGGGGCAGAGCUGUUUUCCCACCCCAAUAUCCCUUCCCCAUCCUCACUGCAGGGCAUGUGAGGCAAGUAAAGAUCUGGGACAGGAUAGACCGCACAGGGGUCAGACUGAGGUCAGGCUGAAGGUCUGAGAGGUGGACAUCUGCAUUUCCUGGAAGUCAAAAGCCAACAGCUUGAUCCUGACCGAGCCAAGCAGGAAGUGUGCAAACCCAGCGAAGGAAGAGCAAGGAGUCAGUCCUUGGGUGCCAAGGUAGGUGAGGUCAGAGAGUUCGGAAGGUUGGGGUAUCCACCCAACCAGCGUAAGCAGGCACAGCAUACCAGGCUGAGCACUGACGCAGGCUUUUAAAACCUC
This is a messenger RNA of Ailuropoda melanoleuca (giant panda), 4340 nucleotides long. It is a transcript of the gene CAPN14, whose product is annotated as calpain 14. The coding region runs from base 90 to 2150 and encodes 686 amino acids. The transcript is spliced from 23 exons. Lineage: Eukaryota; Metazoa; Chordata; Mammalia; Carnivora; Ursidae. Gene Ontology annotation, cellular component: cytoplasm. Gene Ontology annotation, molecular function: calcium-dependent cysteine-type endopeptidase activity; calcium ion binding. Gene Ontology annotation, biological process: proteolysis. The record is from RefSeq and is a predicted model, not a curated record.